ACACUACUAUAUAACAAAUAAUUUGAGAAAAUGGCUGCUGUUACUGUUGAUGAUUUUAAAUCAGAGAAGGUAUCUAAGAAAGAGGCUAUAGCUUUUCUACAAGAAAAUGCCACAGUUCAGUUCCUGAAAGACCAAAAGCUAUUUGGGAAGCUACAAGCUAUUGCAAAAGGAUCAUCUAAAGACAAAGUGCUUAAUGCAUUAACUGCAUUCGAAUCAGAUCCCGUAGCUAGAAAAGGUGAUGAAGAUGCAGAUCUUGCUGAAGCUCUUGAGCAGACUAAAGCUCUCAAAAUCAAAGAAGAUGAAGCUAAGAAAAAUCAGAAAGAAGCUGCUAAAGAGGAUGCUGCAGUAACUGACGAGAAGGUAGGAUUCACUAAGAAGAUAAUAAAGAAAGGAAAAACUCACAUGAAACCGGAGAAAGGCUCAGUAGUGAGCGUGUGGUAUACUGGUCAAUUAGAAGACGGGACAGUAUUUGAUUCAAAUGUGGAAAACUCGCGGAAAAAGGAUCGUAAAGCUCUUAAGUUCAAAGUUGGCACAGGUCUUGUGAUAAGGGGAUGGGAUGAGGCUUUAUUAACGAUGACCUAUGGUGAGAAAGCAGAGAUAACAAUAGACCCUGACUGGGCCUAUGGAAAGAAAGGAAUGCCAAACGCGGGGAUCCAGCCCAACGCUACUCUCAUAUUCGAGGUGGAGCUAGAAGUUCCAGCCAACAUCGGGGUUUAGCUUCUCAGAUAGUUGUAGGGUAAUCACGUGACAAAAACCUGAAGCUGGUAUCUUCCUCUUCUUGAUUCAGGUCCUGAUUUUAUCGGAAAAGUCUGGCUUCGACUUAUAAGAGACAUUUUUGUCGGUUGCAUAAAUUCUCAGUUGGAGAAACUUUUUAGAUCUAUUAUUAGAUCCAGCGAUUUCGAAAUUCUUUCGAUAAUAUCUUUUUAGUUUUUAGAAAUUACAGAAUUUUUGAAGAAGGACAACUGCUCUGAGCAUGUGCCUCCUGCCUAGGUCGGACAUUAUCUGUAGCUGUAGGGACUACCAUCCGUAGUCCCUACAUUAUCUGGUACACUGAACCUAUUUCUGUGCUGCACUUUUUUAUUUAUUUAAUGUUUGGUGAAUGGUAAAUUUUAUCUUAAAUUGAGGAAGAGAAAUUCUUUAAACUUUUUUUAUGUAAUGUUCCAGCAGUUGAUAGUUUUAUACCAUUCUGCUUA
This is a messenger RNA of Bolinopsis microptera, 1193 nucleotides long. Its product is annotated as peptidyl-prolyl cis-trans isomerase FKBP3-like. The coding region runs from base 31 to 717 and encodes 228 amino acids. Gene Ontology annotation, molecular function: peptidyl-prolyl cis-trans isomerase activity. The transcript has 7 exons. NCBI's taxonomy places the organism in Eukaryota, Metazoa, Ctenophora, Tentaculata, Lobata, Bolinopsidae. The record is from RefSeq and is a predicted model, not a curated record.